CCACAUAAAAUGUGACCAAAUUCGAGCUCGCUCCGCGAGUCGCCGUAAAAAACAAUUGCGAAAUUACACAAGAAACUAAACAAAUAAAAGCGGAAAAUUAACGAAAACAUGUGCAGCGGCUGUUAGAAGCGUGCGGCGACAUUUCGGGCCAGCGGAAACGUGCAGGUGCGAGCGAGAAAACACGCGUACGCGUCAUUGGCAACAACAACAAACACUCAGUGCACCAACACUCGCGUAUAAACACACACCCACACGCGCACACCAACACAUAAACACCGACGCACAUGCAACCAAAAUAAAAUAAAAACAAAAGAACAAGAAGCGAAAUAAUAACAAAAAUAAAUUUGAUAAAUGCAAUUAUAAAUAAAGGCAGCUGCCAGUGUGCCAGAGAAAAUAUGUAAAAGCAGAAAAAUAUUAAUUAAAAGGUUUAUGGCCCACUAAAAAGUGAACCAAAAGUAACGAGGAAGAAGAGUGCCCCAAAAAUAUCAAUAUAUAGAUUUGAUUUAUAACAAAAAAUUAUAUUUAUAACAAAAAUUAACAAUCGAUUAAAUUAGGACAAAUAAUCUACAUAUAACUAAUAUAUAACUAAUAAAUUUACCAACGAAUUCUGCCAAUUUAAAAGAAAAAAUAUUUCAAUUCAUCUAAAAAUAUAUUCAAAACCAAUUAAUUAAUAACCUAAUAAAAUAAAAUCAUAAAAAGAAUAUUUUUUUAAUUUUUGUGUUGCCCCUUUUAUCAUUUUUGUGCAUUUCCUGUUUACCCAAACACUACCUCACCCAAAAUUGAUUAAAAAAUUCGCGUUUUUCCCCUUAUCAGCUGAUAUACAUAUUAAACAAGCCACCCACUUGCCACCUAGCACCACCCCCCUCUCCACCCCCUUUGCACCUGUAAAAAACAGGUGACUAAUGCACUGUUCGCGAAGUUUGUCAGCUGCUGGCGCCGUGGAUGCAACAACAACAACACUAACGUCAUCCACAUCGGCAACAACAACAGCUUUCUACAAGGCAGCGACGUCGGCGUCGGCAGCGGCCUCAGUCUGCACAACACCAAUAACAAAAUCAAAAACCAAAACUAUGGCCACCACAACAACAACAACGACGGCGGCAACAAAUGCUAAAGAUGGCGUCACAAUGCGCGAGAAAAAGGGAGGAGCCCUACAAAAGCUCAAGAAGAGGCUUUCGCACAGUUUUGGCAGAUUAACGAUUUCCCGCGAAGAUGGCGACGAGUCGACGCACCACCAUCACCACCACCACCACCAUCGCGGUGGACACGGUGGGCACCACAACCACGGUAACAAAGUUCCAUACAACGGCUACAAUUCGGAGGAAUACUUGGACCGACUCGAACCGAAUGGCAAUAUACCCGCUGACAAGACAAAUUGCAGAUAUGGAGACUGGCGCAGCACGGACAGCACCGACCAUCAUGAUCGCGUCCAGAGACAGCUUUCCGUGUCCUCCGACAGCAAAUUGCUGGACGAGGACAUCCGCGAGGAGAUGAAGUACCAUUCGCACGUGGUCAUGCGUCCCAAGAAGCCGCCCAGACCCAAGUCCGAGGUCUUUCUGAACAAGCAGGAAACGCAUCCGCGACGCAAACGAUUCAGUGCAUUUGGUGGCGACUCCCCAUUUGGCAAGCAGGAGGCCUAUGUAAAACUCGAACCGCUGGGCGAAGGGUCCUAUGCGACGGUCUACAAAGGAUUUAGCAAAUUAACCUACCAGCGGGUGGCGCUGAAGGAGAUUCGCCUGCAGGAGGAGGAGGGAGCUCCGUUCACCGCGAUUCGAGAGGCCUCGCUGCUGAAAGAACUGAAACACAGCAACAUCGUCACGCUGCACGACAUCGUCCACACGCGCGAGACGCUGACCUUUGUCUUUGAAUAUGUGAAUACGGAUCUGUCGCAAUACAUGGAGAAGCAUCCGGGCGGCCUGGACCAUCGCAACGUGCGCCUGUUCCUCUUCCAGCUGCUCCGUGGACUCUCCUACUGCCACAAGCGGCGUGUCCUCCAUCGGGAUGUCAAGCCGCAGAACCUGCUCAUCAGCGACUGCGGCGAACUGAAGUUGGCCGACUUUGGACUGGCCAGGGCCAAGAGCGUGCCCAGCCACACCUACUCCCACGAGGUGGUCACGUUAUGGUACCGCCCUCCAGAUGUCCUGCUGGGCAGCACCGAGUACUCGACCUCGCUGGACAUGUGGGGCGUGGGCUGCAUCUUCGUGGAGAUGGUGACCGGGAUGCCGACGUUUCCGGGGAUACGUGAUACCUACGAUCAGCUGGACAAGAUAUUCAAAUUGCUGGGCACGCCCACCGAGGACACGUGGACGGGGGUCACCCACUUUCCCGGCUACAAGCCGCACAAGCUGGGUUUCUAUCGACCGCGGAAACUGGGUCACAACUUCCCACGGCUGUACGACAUCAUCGAGGGCGAAACGAUAGCGAACGGCUUCCUGCAACUGAAUCCGGAGCAGCGUUUGGGCGCCGAUGAUGCACUGCAGCAUCCGUACUUUGCGCAGUUGCCAAAGAAACUCUACGAAUUGCCAGACGAAACCUCAAUUUUCACCGUGGAAGGCGUGCAGCUUUAUACGGAGCCAAAUCGACAGAAUAAAUGAAAAUUAAAGCAAGUCCUCUCCGUGGAUGGCGUACGUUUCUACUGUUAGGAUCCCAGUCCUCGACACCAAUCACCCAAUCACCAUCCUCCUGGACCCUCAAUCUGUCAAUCAAUCAAUCUAUAUCGCAUCAUCCAGCAAUCGACAGCCAUAUAUAAUGCAAGAAGCAGCAGAAGGAACUUCUCGCGCGCGCAGAAGUUUUGUACUAUAAUUCUAUGAUACUUUUUAGUUAUUAGUUCGAUUUCGCAGUGAGUUUAGCCGAGGGAGUUUAGCAGAAGACACACAGAACCAACAACGGCGGCAUUUUAUUUUCAGUCAAAUUGCUUAAAGUUAGUUUAGAUUUCUCGCCAUCCUGCAGCCGCGUCGAAAAGGAUACUCAGUUUAGUCAAAGCGCAGACAUGUUUUUCUGUAUUCUUUUGUAAGCUAAAAAAAAAUACAUUUAAAGGUAGCUUUUAGUGAGUGGAUUGCCUCUGCGGAUUACGCAAUAUUUUCGUUUGCAACGAGUGAGAGAUAAUCAUCAUCAUGUCUGCAUUAUAUAAUAGCAAUCGUGUGUAUUUCGUGUCCAUUCUUUCUCUUUAGUUUUUAGUCGAUAUUUUCAACGCGAAUGUUCGGCUGAGUGUGUAUUUAAAUUGCCAAUAAAAAUGUUCGAUUGGUUAACUGCUUUAAUAGAGUGCAAUUAAUACAAAUUAAUGGAUUGGCGGUAAUGCGCCUAAAAAAAUGAAUCAAUUAAUCAACAAAAAGUGCUCAAAAAACGUACGAUUAUUUUCAAGCAAUUAUACAAAUUUAAAUUUAUACAUAUUUUCAAAUUCAGAGAUGCACAGUCAACGUUCAAAGAAUCAAAAUUAUUUGUAUAGUGUUUAUUUCCGCUCACAGCUCUUUUAACUGUUUGUUUGUAUGAUUUUGUAACGCAUCCUUUGUCAUUAUGAAAUACAUAAAAUUCGCCGCGCUGUUUAAGUGAUAAUUUUAUACCUAUUAAAUGAAUUUAUGUAAAAAGCAAGUAAAUCAAUCUUAAAAGAUAUGUAAAACAAAUAAAUUUAAACCAUUUAUACCAUUUA
This is a messenger RNA of Drosophila subpulchrella, 3646 nucleotides long. RefSeq names its product cyclin-dependent kinase 14 (gene Eip63E). Bases 903 to 2594 code for a protein of 563 amino acids. NCBI's taxonomy places the organism in Eukaryota, Metazoa, Arthropoda, Insecta, Diptera, Drosophilidae. Gene Ontology annotation, cellular component: cytosol; nucleus; cytoplasm. The record is from RefSeq and is a predicted model, not a curated record. The transcript has 10 exons. Gene Ontology annotation, molecular function: cyclin binding; ATP binding; cyclin-dependent protein serine/threonine kinase activity. Gene Ontology annotation, biological process: protein phosphorylation.